UAUUCUUGGCUUCGUGAAUUUGUUGUAGGCUAGCUUCCUGAAAUCUUUUAAAGGGGUGACUUUUGUUUGGUAUUCACAUUUACUCGUUCGCAGCAGCUGAUGGAAGAGCGAGGCCAGGCUGAGGGCUAUGGUGAAAGGGGCGCUCGAGGUGCAUCUCCGGGGAGCUACCGGCAUAAAAAACACAGAUUUCCUUAGUACCGAGAAAUGCGAUCCCUAUGCUAUCCUGACUUGCUGGAGGCAGAGCUUUCAGAGCACCACGGCAAAGAGACAAGGCUCCAACCCGAUUUGGAACCAGAAGUUUCUGUUCGUGGUUGAAGACGGAGUGAGCGAGCUUUUUAUCAAGCUGUAUGAUGAAGACAGAUUUACUGGAGACGACUUUAUUGGCAGUGCUAAGGUGCCACUGAACAGAGUCCUGUCUGAGCUUGAUCAUCCACUGGCAUCCUACAAUGUUAUUCGACCAUCCGGCAAGGUCAAGGGAGAAGUCAUGGUUGCAUUGAAAUUUACUCCAAAGGUAAGAAGGCAUUACAGAGGAAGUCACUCGUUUUAAACUUGAAACUGCAGCAGGAAGAGGAUGAGGGAAGCUCUACUUUC
This is a messenger RNA of Selaginella moellendorffii, 591 nucleotides long. RefSeq names its product elicitor-responsive protein 3. Lineage: Eukaryota; Viridiplantae; Streptophyta; Lycopodiopsida; Selaginellales; Selaginellaceae. The transcript is spliced from 5 exons. The record is from RefSeq and is a predicted model, not a curated record. The coding region runs from base 128 to 547 and encodes 139 amino acids.